AUGGCGUUAAAACCUACCACAUGCAAAGACGCAAUCGCACGUUGGGAAAAAGCGAAAGAAGAGACCGCCGCUGAGGCCAAAGUAAUAGAACUACAAUUUCAAUGGCCACCGAUCGAAAAAAUGGAUGGAGCGCUCUCGACGCUAGUAAACUGCGAAAAACUAAGUUUGUCGUCCAAUAUGAUCGACAAAAUUGCCGGAAUUGCCGGAAUGAGAAAUCUUAAGAUCUUGUCUCUUGGGAGAAACUACAUAAAAUCUUUGGCAGGGAUUGAGACCGUUGCGGACACACUUGAAGAAUUGUGGAUCAGUUACAACUCUAUAGAUAAAUUGAAAGGAGUCGGAGCUCUUAAAAACUUACGCAUCUUUUAUAUUUCCAAUAACACGAUUAAGGAAUGGGCAGAAUUCAACAGAUUACAGGAGUGCCCAGCGCUCAGAGAUCUCGUGUUUAUCGGAAACCCUCUGUGCGAGAAUCAACCUGACGUGGAAACUUGGCGCACUCAGGCAUCCAAUCGCCUUCAACAGAUAACUAAAUUAGAUGGAAUACCUAUUGUUAGAGAUACCGAUUAG
Molecule: messenger RNA, 564 nt
Organism: Parnassius mnemosyne (clouded apollo)
Lineage: Eukaryota; Metazoa; Arthropoda; Insecta; Lepidoptera; Papilionidae
Source: the annotation of a GenBank genome assembly